This is a messenger RNA of Aspergillus wentii DTO 134E9, 750 nucleotides long. RefSeq lists its product as uncharacterized. Bases 154 to 480 code for a protein of 108 amino acids. The record is from RefSeq and is a predicted model, not a curated record. NCBI's taxonomy places the organism in Eukaryota, Fungi, Ascomycota, Eurotiomycetes, Eurotiales, Aspergillaceae. The transcript is spliced from 4 exons.
GCCCUGGCGAAGACCGGUAAGUGCUUGAUAUCACUCUCCAAUGAUUCCUCGUCUAUCGUCUACUUUGUUUUUGGGUGCCUGACCUUGCAUGUGGUUUUCUCUAGAUGGCGCGGAGGUCGACAACCGUCGCAGAGACAAUCCGGCCCCAGGGGAAUGGGCGCUGGAUCACGCGGUGGUCAGAAUGCGAAUGUGGGAAAUGCCUGGGCAGAUUCGCGUGAGCAGGGUCUUGCAGGACCAGCCCUUGAGCAUGUACCCGUUCGUGGCUUCAACUCUGCAGAGGCAAAGAGAGCUCUCAGGAAAGGUACAGCAGAUGCGAAAACACCCAUCUACAAACCCACAGGAAAAGAUGCGAAUAACAACAAGGCCGGCGGUCCUUGGGGGUCGAAGCCCAACACAAUGGCCAACGGAAAGGACUUCUUUCUCGAACUCCGCAAACAAAUAACCACCCUUCGACAAGGCGGAAACGUCGCAGGAGGUUGAUUACGAUUAUGACUUUCUUUUUUUGUGCGAACAAACGUACUCAAACAACCGAUACUAGUGAUUUUUGCUCUCUCCUGAGACAAGGCGAGAGGAGGGGUUCAAUGGCAGCUCCAUUACCCUAAAUAUGUCCUUCAUUCGUAUCGAAUGACGGCCUUGAGAGGGGUUUCAUAUCUGCAGUUAACUGGUGUAGUUAAUUCCACCAGACUGGAGACGCUUGAGGCCCAGUGCGGAGUCCGCUGAUGGGGGUUAGGGUUAGUUGGCCCUGGUUUA